This is a messenger RNA of Suncus etruscus (white-toothed pygmy shrew), 1308 nucleotides long. It is a transcript of the gene OLIG2, whose product is annotated as oligodendrocyte transcription factor 2. The transcript is spliced from 2 exons. Gene Ontology annotation, molecular function: DNA-binding transcription factor activity; protein dimerization activity. NCBI's taxonomy places the organism in Eukaryota, Metazoa, Chordata, Mammalia, Eulipotyphla, Soricidae. Bases 212 to 1189 code for a protein of 325 amino acids. The record is from RefSeq and is a predicted model, not a curated record. Gene Ontology annotation, biological process: oligodendrocyte cell fate specification; regulation of DNA-templated transcription; neuron differentiation.
AUUGUUCCCCGCCCCCGCCUCGGCCACCGCCGUCGCCGCCGCCGCCGCCACCGGGCUAUAAAAAGCGGCCUAGCCCAGAAAGGUGCGGAGGCUUAUAAUACAUCAGCGCCCAGAGCCCGCUUCUCCGCGGCGGCUUUUGGGGAGUGAGCUCGGCGAUUAGCUGCUGCAGCACAGUAAGACCCCACGGGAACUGCGACUAUCCCUCUGGGCCAUGGACUCGGACGCCAGCCUGGUGUCCAGCCGCCCGUCGUCGCCGGAGCCCGAUGACCUUUUCCUCCCGACCCGGAGCAAAGGCAGCGGCGGCGGGGGCGGCGGCAGCGCCUUCACGGGGGGCACCGUGUCGUCGUCGACGCCCAGCGACUGCCCGCCCGAGCUGAGCGCCGAGCUGCGCGGCGCCAUGGGCGCUGCGGGCGCGCACCUGGGGGACAAGUUGGGCGGCGGCGGCGGCGGCUUCAAGUCCUCCUCGUCCUCGUCCUCGUCCUCCUCGUCCUCGUCCACCAAGAAGGACAAGAAGCAGAUGACAGAACCCGAGCUGCAGCAGCUGCGCCUCAAGAUCAACAGCCGCGAGCGCAAGCGCAUGCACGACCUCAACAUCGCCAUGGACGGGCUGCGCGAGGUCAUGCCGUACGCGCACGGGCCGUCGGUGCGCAAGCUCUCCAAGAUCGCCACGCUGCUGCUGGCGCGCAACUACAUCCUCAUGCUCACCAACUCGCUGGAGGAGAUGAAGCGCCUGGUCAGCGAGAUCUACGGCGGACACCACGCCGGCUUCCACCCGUCGGCCUGCAGCGGCCUGGCGCACUCGGCGCCGCUGCCCGCCGCCCCCGCGCACCCCGGACACCACCCCGCGGUGCACCACCCCAUCCUGCCGCCGGCCGCCGCCGCCGCCGCCGCCGCGGCCGCCGCUGCUGCCGUGUCCAGCGCGUCCCUGCCCGGCUCGGGGCUGUCGUCCGUCGGCUCCAUCCGGCCCCCGCACGCGCUGCUCAAGUCUCCGGCCGCGGCGGCCGCGGCGGCCGCGGCGGCGGGUGGCCCGCUCGGGGGAGGCGGCGGCGGCGGCGGGAGCAGCGGCGGCUUCCAGCACUGGGGCGGCCUGCCCUGCCCCUGUAGCAUGUGCCAGGUGCCGCCGCCGCACCACCACGUGUCGGCCAUGGGCGCGAGCAGCCUGCCGCGCCUCACCUCCGACGCCAAGUGAAGUCCGAGCCGCGUCCCGGCGAGCCAAGGAGGCGCUGGCUGGAGGGUGCGCGGAUUCCAGGGGCGCAGCUGGGGCUCGGGCAAGGCCGCGCAGACUCAAGGGGAGCUGUUGGGGCCCUG